This is a messenger RNA of Dendrobium catenatum, 516 nucleotides long. Its product is annotated as copper transporter 6-like. The record is from RefSeq and is a predicted model, not a curated record. NCBI's taxonomy places the organism in Eukaryota, Viridiplantae, Streptophyta, Magnoliopsida, Asparagales, Orchidaceae. Bases 16 to 516 code for a protein of 166 amino acids. Gene Ontology annotation, biological process: intracellular copper ion homeostasis; copper ion transmembrane transport. The transcript has a single exon. Gene Ontology annotation, cellular component: plasma membrane. Gene Ontology annotation, molecular function: copper ion transmembrane transporter activity.
CCCUACUUGACCCGAAUGGACAUGGACGGCGGGAUGGGAGGCAUGAACCCAGCUCCGGCUUCUCCGGCCAUGCCCAGCGGUGGGGGGAUGGGCCACGGAAGCAUGGCGCACAUGGCCUUCUACUGGGGCGAGCGGGCUCAGAUCCUUUUCUCUGGAUGGCCCGGCGAUCGUGGCCACCACAUCUACUUCCUCGCUCUGUUUCUCGUCGCUGCCGCCGCUGCCGUCUGUGAAUUCCUCUCCGUCCUUUCCCGCCGCCUUGCCCCGCAACCAUCUGCUCCGGCCACCCUACGGUCUACCUUCGGCUUGGCCCUCACCGCCAUCCAUACGCUUAAGAUGGGAUUGCUGUAUUUGGUUAUGCUCGCCGUUAUGUCGUUCAACGUCGGCGUCUUCAUCGCCGCCAUCGCCGGACACGCCGUCGGGUUUUUAAUUGCCGGCAGUGGCGCGUUUAAGUGGGCCCGUGGUGGUGGGCCCAAAGCUGCAGCUGCCGCUUCUCUUCCGCCUGUUGAGAAAAUUUAA